Vicugna pacos (alpaca) is the source of this 2595-nucleotide messenger RNA. RefSeq names its product solute carrier family 25 member 45 (gene SLC25A45). Gene Ontology annotation, cellular component: mitochondrion. The record is from RefSeq and is a predicted model, not a curated record. Gene Ontology annotation, biological process: transmembrane transport. Gene Ontology annotation, molecular function: transmembrane transporter activity. NCBI's taxonomy places the organism in Eukaryota, Metazoa, Chordata, Mammalia, Artiodactyla, Camelidae.
CUUCCUUCUUCCCAUCCCAGGCCUGGGCGCCUGGCUGCGCCUGGCUGCCUCGGGCUGGACCUGCCCCCUGAUGGCCGGGCCCAACCUCCGCUGGCCUUGCAGCCGUCCUGGGGUGAGGGGGCUGCCUGCCCCUGCCCGUGUGGUGCUGUGGGGACGAAUGGGAGCUUGGGCCGGGCAGGCAGGGCCUGGCCCUGAGUAGGCUCCUUCAACCCUUGCUGACUGAAGAAGCCCUGGAGGGGCCCGACCGGGGCCUGGGCCCAGCUGUGGCCCUGGUCACGCUGCAAGGCUGUUGCUGGCUGGCGGGGGGGGUCAGGCCACCGUGGGCCACCCUCCCUGCCCCUUGAGAUUUCAUACUCUGCAGGUCUCCAGCCCACCAGGCCACUUAAGUUGACUGAUUCUGUGUCCUGGUGCCCGAGGCCUUGGCACCGGGCCUUCACCCAGGGUUAAACUUAGUAGCAGAUUAUCAGUCCCGGGGCUGUAGGGGGGGGGGGUGGAAUUACACUUUCACCAGCGUCUCCUCUGCUGGAGCCACCAGCGCCCGCCUCUGCCAGACAAUGCCUGUGGAGGAGUUUGUGGCCGGCUGGAUCUCCGGAGCUCUGGGCUUGGUCCUGGGACACCCCUUUGACACUGUAAAGGUGCGGCUGCAGACCCAGACCACAUACCAGGGCAUCAUUGAUUGUAUGGUCAAGACUUACCGCCAUGAGUCGCUCCUGGGCUUCUUCAAGGGAAUGAGCUUCCCCAUCGUGAGCAUAGCUGUGGUCAACUCCAUCCUGUUCGGGGUCUACAGCAAUGCCCUGCUGGUCCUGACAGCAACCUCCCACCAGGAGCGGAGGGCCCAGCCACCCAGUUACACACACGUCUUCAUAGCAGGCUGCACUGGGGGGUUCCUGCAGGCCUACUGCUUGGCCCCUUUUGACCUCAUCAAAGUCCGGCUACAAAACCAGACAGAACCAAGGGCUCAGCCAGGGAGCCCCCCACCCCGGUACCAGGGCCCCGUGCACUGUGCAGCCUCCAUCUUCCAGGCUGAGGGUCCCCGGGGACUGUUCCGGGGAGCCUGGGCCCUGACGCUGAGGGACACCCCCACCCUGGGAAUCUAUUUUGUCACCUACGAAUGGCUCUGUCGCCAAUCCACACCAGAUGGCCAGAACCCCAGCUCAGCCACAGUGCUGGUGGCUGGGGGUUUUGCUGGCAUCACCUCCUGGGUCACAGCCACCCCCUUAGAUGUGAUCAAGUCCCGGAUGCAGAUGGCCGGGCUGGAGCAGAGGGCGUACCGGGGGCUGCUGGACUGCGUGGUAAGCAGCGUCCGGCAGGAAGGACUGGGGGUCUUCUUCCGAGGGCUCACCAUCAACAGUGCCCGUGCCUUUCCGGUCAACGCUGUCACCUUCCUCAGCUACGAGUACCUCCUCCACUCCUGGGGAUGAGCCUGGGCAGGCCAGCUGGCAGCCCCCCAGCGAGACCACCGCCCAACUAACUGCCCAGACUGGAGGCCAAGUUGAAAGCACCAGCUUGUGAUGCUGAUUCAAGAAGCUGUACUUUCUUUACCAAGGCCCCUCCAACUCACAGACAGGGCUGGGGAGACAGCGUGGGGAGCAGUAGGCCAGGGGUCCUGGACUCUGCCCAGAAUCUAAGGCUGGCCUUGGCCUCCCAGUUACACACACCUUGAUUCUUUUGCUUCCUGAGUCUGUGAAGUAAACUUACAGCCAGUGGUGCUGGUGACAUUCCAUCCCCACCCCUGUGACUCCACCCCUGUAAGAGCUCUCAGCGCCUCCACUUGGCUGCCUGAGCUAACCACCUCCCUGGAUUCCAGUGAUGACAUCCUCACCUGCGCCCCACCUCACCUCCUUUCAAGCUUCUCCCCUCAGGACUUGAGAGUAGCCCUUAGUCUCCUCUCAUCCAGAAUCUUCUUCAGUAGCUCCCAUCACUUUCAGGAAAAAGUCCAAACUCCCCUCCUCCCAGGCCCUCCUUACCCACCAGCUUUCCUCUUCCUGGGUCCCUAGCGGCAGCCCAGUCCUGCUUGAGGUCCACAGUGGGCAGGGCCUGCAGGGUGACUCCAUCACCCGGCAGGCUGAGCCCGCUCCGACCCAGGCUGAGUGCUGUCUCCUGAAGUCCUCCCUCUGCUGCCUCCGCCUGCCUGGAACUGACUUUGGGGUUUGCAGACCUCUCUGCUCUCCCGUGUGCCUUGAUCAUAGCCUUCGCCUGCGCUUAAUCGUGGUUGUGUGUUUGCUUCUCAGCUCCCCAGUUAGACUGGGCACUCCUUGAGGUCAGGGGUCAUGUCGUACUUCUGACUGUUUCCCAGCACUGAGCCUGAUGCUUGAAGCAACUCAACAAGUGCCCGUCAAGUGAAGCGCACUCCAGACCUCUGCCCCCGACUCCGACCUCCACACCUGCUUCCUUGGUCCUGACCGCCACCCCUCCCUGAGCUGUCUGCUGCCCUGGCCCCUCCCGGGUGGUCUCCAGUGGAGCAGUGUCUGCCUCACCCACUCCCAUCUCUGGUACUGGUUUUCUUUACCCAUCUCAGUCACUAAGUGGGAAUUGAAACCUGGCUGAAAGGGUUCACUUAAUUGGUAAUAAAGUAAGCAGAUUUGUAUACACUAA